AUGCCCUUUUCUAAUAAGCAGUUAAUAUGUAAAUGUGAUAGGCAAGUUGACAGUAAAUUUAACAAUGUACUGAACCCAAAAUUUAACUCAGUUCUCAUAGUCAGAUGCUGGAUGUGUCAUGAACUGGAGGAAUCCAACCUCAAGUUCUACAGGAAAAUUAGUUGUCAGAACCGUAGCCUGCAGAAUAUUAUGGUGGAAAAGUUGGAGAUUUCAUCCGGACAUGCAGAAGUGAAUCCUAGAGAGCUUGGAGAAGAAAUUGAGAGAAAAAGGGAACAAUUCCAGGCCAACCUCCAGCCAUUCUGUCGACAAUGUAAAAGAAAUGAGGUGAAGUUGGAGGUCAAACUUGCAGCAGGAAUAUCUCCUACAAAAAUAACACUCGAAGAAGCACAAAACUCUAAUACACGAUGGAUUGUUCUAGACAGAAGUAUUGAUAUGUGCUGUGAUAUACUUGACAGUCACUUAAAGAAGCACAAAUUUUUUAUAUACGGGCGUGUAGAAUGCAAUAUAGCAGUAAUGAAAGGAAAAGAUGUUGCCACAUUGAUGCCAUCAAGAGCUCCCAAGCCUGACUACUCUUCUGCAAAUUGUGAAAGAGCUGAUGGUGAAACUUGCCCUGAAAAUCAACCCCUGAAUGAUCUGAAAAAUGGAAAUCCGGAUGUUGUUGAGGAAGGGGAAACAUCAAUAUCUCCACCUUCACAUGGUUCUUGUUGGUAUCCGUUGCAAUGGAGAGCCGGUUUUCCUCGAAAAUUUUCUCUCAGUGAAAUUGAAGAGAUUACUAAUGGUUUCACUGAUAUUCUUUUUGAUAGCGAAAUAUUAAAAAUUUAUGAAGGAGUAUUGCAGAAUGCACUUGUUAUAGUCAAAUCUUUUCAAGAUGAUGAACGAUUUUGGUCAAUGCUUACGAUCCUUUCCCGGGUACGCCAUCGCAAUAUCAUGAACAUGAUCGGAUAUUGCUGCACUGGUACAAACAGAUUACUCAUAUCCGAAUUUUCAUGUUUGAAUAGUGUUGCAAUGAACUUGGAAUGUGAUACAUCGGCUAGUAACCUACCUUGGAGAGCAAGGUGGAAUACUGCUAUGGAAAUAGGUGGCAGCUUGCGCUAUCUUCACGAAGAAUGUCCUGAUGGGUCAAUUGUUCACCAGUCUGUCUGUUCAUCUAACGUUUUCUAUUCUCAUGGUUACUCGGUGAUGCUAAGCCAUUUUAUAACAGCCAAGUGGCUCAAGGAUGAUGUUCCCUGUAAUGGGAAUUCAACAGUCAAAUGCCCAAACCCAGGGAAAGACGAGCGGCUUUAUGUGGAUGUACGUGGCUAUGGAUUGUUUCUUGUGGAGCUUAUUACUGGAAAGGUUGCCAAUUGCGUUCCAAAUGAAAGCAAGGGUCAAUCCUUGAUAGAUUGGAUAUGCAUUCCUGGAAGUUUUUGGACAUCUAGAAUGUACAUUGAAGCGCUGCCACUUCUAGAGAGUGGUUCAGUCACUCAAUUGAUGGACCCCAGAUUGACAGAUAAGGAUGAUCAUUCAAGGGUUGUUCAUUAUAUGGCUCGUGCGGCUUUGCUCUGUCUGAAGAAUGAUUCAGGUUGCAGGCCUUCCAUAAGCGAGAGUGCCUCUGUUUACCUCAUAGAUAACUUGAGACUUGUACUGGUCAUUGAUUUCAUUGAUUUCCAAGUGAAAAUGCUGGACAGAGCAGCUGUGGGAAAUGAAUCCUGUCUGCCUCCUUCGCUUCACGAGAUACCAUCAUUUUCUGUUCUUCUCGUCUAUUACAGCCACGGUUAUAAACAUGUUUCGAUUCCAAAAUGGCAUAAACAUAUUCCACCUCAGAUGGAAUGGGUUACAAUUAGAAUUUGUAAUUUAGAACACGAUAUAGAUAUAUUUGACAUUCUAAUAGAUCUUAAGGCAGAUGAAUCAUUCAACGGGAAAACGCUUUUGAGACGCCGGGACGCAGGAAUCUCACCGGCGGGGCAGAGCUCAGCCGAGCCGGAGCCGGCAUCAACGCGCCGUCGAGCUGGAGCACAGAAUAGAAAAGCUAAUUCCCUUUACGGAUCGAGCUCUUCAUUAACUCCGUCGAAACGGGUUACUCGAGAGAAGUCAAACUUGAUCUCCCACUCUCCGAUCAACCAUUACGGUCCUUUAACUAGGGCUCGCCAAGGGGCGCCUAGAGGAAACCUAGCCUUGGGUUUCGGUUCAGGAUCGGGUGGCGCGAAGCUCCAGGAGAGGAGUUUGGUAAAAGAGAGUGUAAAAGCUGAAGAUUUGGACGAAUUUAAUAAGGCAAGUGAAGAGUGGGAGGCUUUAGAAUCGAAUAUUGAGGCUGAGCUUGAGGCUGUUAAAUCUCGUGACAAUAAUGCGCAUGUGGUUCCUAAUCAAUGCGGAUGGUUUUCAUGGACAAAAGUUCACCAUCUGGAGGAGCAUGUCUUGCCUUCUUUCUUUAAUGGGAAAUCCCCAAUGCGUACCCAUGAUGUGUACAUGGAUAUACGAAACUGUAUUAUGAAGAAAUUUCAUGCAAAUUCAGGUGCACUGAUUGAGUUGAAAGACCUGGCAGAUCUUGAAGUUGGUGACUUGGAUGCAAGGCAGGAGGUAUUGGAGUUCCUGGACUACUGGGGUUUGAUUAACUUUCAUCCAUUCCCUCCAGUUGGUUCUGCUGUGCCCAAUGCUGAUGGGGAUCAGAUGGCCAAAAAGGAUUCUUUGCUUGAAAAAUUGUUUCACUUUGAGGCAAUUGAAUCACGUCCACAAGUUGUUCCCGGACCUAACCUUUCAACUCCAUCUGUACCAUCUAGGUUUCUUCGAGAGUCUGCAAUUUCUGAGGACUUGGUGAGACCUGAGGGGCCAUCUGUUGAGUACCAUUGCAACUUUUGUUCAGCUGAUUGCCCUCGGAAGCGCUACCAUUGCCAGAAGCAGGCAGAUUUUGACUUAUGUACCAAUUGCUUUAACAAUGGGAAGUUUGGCUCUGGCAUGUCUUCUUCAGAUUUUAUUCUCAUGGAACCUGCUGAGGCCCCUGGUCUGAGUAGCGGCAAGUGGACAGAUCAGGAAACCCUCCUUCUCCUUGAGGCACUAGAACUUUAUAAAGAAAAUUGGAAUGAGAUUGCAGAGCAUGUUGCUACAAAAACAAAAGCACAAUGCAUACUGCACUUUAUUCAAAUGCCUAUUGAGGAUCUAUUCUUUAAUUCUGAUGAUAACUUAAACCUUGAUUCCAAAGAAACCGCUGGACCUGCUGUAAUGAGUGAUGAAACAUCUGUCCCUAAAGAUGUCCCUGAAACAACAGAGAGUAAGACUACUUCCCAAGAGGAUCAGGCCCAGACUACACCAAUGGAAACUUCAAAACAUGAAGAUGAAAAAGAAGUGAGGGCUGGUGAGGAAAUGUCGAAACCUGAAACUGGAACUGGUGUAAAAGGUGGACCGGAAACAUCAAAGUCAGAAGAAACCAAAGUAGCAAAAAAUGGACAAGACAUAACUGAAAAUUGUGCAAUUAUGGCUCUAAGGGAGGCAUUUGAAGCUGUUGGAUAUAAUUUAACAUCUGAAAGCACACUCUCAUUUGCUGAUGUAGGAAAUCCUGUCAUGGCAUUGGCAGGGUUCUUUGCACGUCUGGUUGGACCCAACAUUGCUGCUGCUUCAGCCCAGAGUUCAUUGAAAUCGUUAUCUGGUAAUUCUCCCAGCAUUCAACUGGCUGCAAGGAACUGCUGUCUUUUGGAAGAUCCACCUGAUGACAAGAAGGAAGCAACAGGUUCUGAGAGUGUUGUCAAUGAGAAGGGUAAUUGGGAUGCUCAGAAUGUCAAAAUCUCAGAAGACAAAAGCCUCAAGGAGGAUAAGUUCACUCCAGUUUUGGAUCAGAAAAGUUCAUUUCGCAACCAUGGGGACCAGAAGGCUAAAGUUUCUCUUCCUAAAGAAAAGGUGACAUCACUCCCCAAUGAUCUAUCCAACGAUAAAAAAGAGCCAGGCACUUUUGCAACUAACGAGGAAGUUAAAAAGGCUAAUUUGAAUGAAUCCAGCAUUAUUGAUCAAUCAAAGGAUCAUCAACCAAGUGUAGUGAGGGAAUCAGAUAACUUCGCAUCCCAAGUUCUACCAAGUUCUCUGGGGGAGACUGGGGGGAAGGAAACCUCAGCUGAAGAGCUUUCUGAGCCUCCAGAGGCAGUGAAGGAAGUAGAUAUGUCCGAUUCUAUUCCAUUGGAAAAGAAUGAGCCUUGUGAUGCAGCUGCAUCAAAGCCAGUGCGCGAUCUAUCUGAACCAGCAGAGGCAUUAGAAAAUCUAGAGACAGUUUCCUCUUCUCCAUCCAGAGCAAAGAAUGAGCAACAACCUGUUAAAUCAAGUUCUGGUGGGGAGUCUGCUCAGCCAACAGAGGCAUCAAAUGAUAUUGAAUUGGUGUCUGAUUCACAACCAUCAGAAAGGAGUGAGCCCCAGCAACCAGUCACAUCAAAUUCAAUAAAUGAAAAUGGAGCAACCACAGACAAGAUUAAAGAAGGUAAAAACGAGAACUGUGACUCUACAAAGAGAAAAGGUGAUAAUAACAUUGAAUUAAAGCGUGCUGCCGUUACAGCACUCUCAGCUGCAGCAGUGAAGGCAAAACUUCUGGCAGACCAGGAAGAGUACCAAAUACUACAGCUUACCACAUCAUUAAUAGAAAAGCAGUUACAUAAGAUGGAAGCCAAAUUAGAUUUCUUCAAUGAAAUGGAGGGUGUCAUGAUGAGGGUGAAGGAGCAAUUGGACAGGUCAAGACAGAGGCUUUACCAUGAGCGAGCACAGAUAAUUGCUGCUCGACUGGGCUUGCCAGCUUCCUCCUCUAGAGCAAUGCCACCAUCAAAUACUGCAAAUAGAAUUGCAACUAACUUUGCAAAUUCAGUUGCAAGGCCUCCUAUGAGCAUGACAGCCCCAAGGCCGCCAAUGUCGAGACUCAUGGGGCCUAUGGAACCUACCCCUUCCAACCCAUUUGUAUCCACAACAGUUGCAGGAAGCUCAAUUCGACCUGCUAGUGAGGACAAUCUUUCUUCAGUUGGAACAAAGUAGUCUAUUCUUUUGUACUUGUGGUUUUUGUUCUUGUUAGUGUUGCCAGUCAUUUUGGGUGCUUUUAAGAACUUGAGAUUUUACUCGGCUGAAU
Durio zibethinus is the source of this 5068-nucleotide messenger RNA. The record is from RefSeq and is a predicted model, not a curated record. NCBI's taxonomy places the organism in Eukaryota, Viridiplantae, Streptophyta, Magnoliopsida, Malvales, Malvaceae.